AUGUCAAGACCAGAGGAGCUCGCUCCACCAGAAGUAUUCUACAAUGAUACCGAAUCUUUCAAAUAUACAUCAUCCACACGUGUGCAACAUAUACAGGCCAAGAUGACCUUACGGGCAUUGGAGCUUCUCAAUCUAGAAAAUGAUGUGCCUCAAUUUAUACUCGAUUUAGGUUGUGGUUCAGGCUUGUCGGGAGAGAUUCUAACCGAAGAAGGCUAUGACUGGGUAGGAAUGGAUAUAUCGCCCAGCAUGUUGGCAACAGGUCUAGAUCGAGAUGUUGAAGGAGACUUAUUCUUGGCUGAUUUAGGUAAUGGAAUACCGUUUCGAGCCGGUACUUUCGAUGCUGCUAUAUCAAUAUCUGCUAUCCAGUGGUUGUGUAAUGCCGAUUCUGCUAACGUUGAUCCCAAAAAGAGAUUGCUAUUGUUCUUUAACACGCUAUAUGCGUCAUUGAAACGAGGAGGUAAAUUUGUGGCUCAGUUCUAUCCAAUGAAUGAUUCUCAAACUGAAAGUAUAAUGGGUGCUGCAAAAUUAGCUGGGUUCGGUGGUGGAUUAAUAAUAGAUGAUCCAGAACUGAAACGUCACAAGAAGUACUACUUGGUUUUGACGGCUGGUUUGGCUGAACGUAACAUAAAUUUGACGGGUGCCGAAAUGGACGCUCCAGACGAAAAGAGCCUGAAAUUGAAUAGGAAAAAGAGGAAAUUAAUGGAGACUAGGAAAGAGUUUAUAAAUAGAAAGAAGGAGACGAUGAGGAAGAGGGGUCGCAUUGUUGCCGAGGACUCUAAAUUCACGGCUCGAAAGAGAAGACCGCGUUUUUAG
This is a messenger RNA of Lodderomyces margitis, 813 nucleotides long. It is a transcript of the gene BUD23, whose product is annotated as 18S rRNA (guanine1575-N7)-methyltransferase. The transcript has a single exon. Gene Ontology annotation, biological process: rRNA (guanine-N7)-methylation. Bases 1 to 813 code for a protein of 270 amino acids. Gene Ontology annotation, molecular function: rRNA (guanine) methyltransferase activity. NCBI's taxonomy places the organism in Eukaryota, Fungi, Ascomycota, Pichiomycetes, Serinales, Debaryomycetaceae. Gene Ontology annotation, cellular component: nucleolus. The record is from RefSeq and is a predicted model, not a curated record.